AUGGCUAGUCAACUUAUGGGCGACACCCUCCACGCUCUGCUGCGGCGAGCGACGGAGGAUACUGAUCCCGAUGAUGCGCCCGAAGCGGGCUCAAAGGAGAUUACUAGCUCCUGGGCCUUGUUUAUCAUGAUAAUGCUGUUGAUGUUCGCCUUGUUUACAAGUUACAUCCUCCAGCAGAGAAAGAUCCAAGCCGUCCAUGAAACGGUCUUAUCUAUUUUCGCUGGCAUGUUUGUCGGUCUCAUCAUUCGCCUUACAUCCCAAUCAAACCUCCAAGAUAGCGUCGCAUUCGACUAUCAAUUUUUCUUCAACCUCCUCCUACCUCCUAUCAUUCUUGCCUCCGGCUACGAACUCCAUCAAGCCAAUUUCUUCCGCCACAUUGGCACCAUUCUCACCUUCGCGUUCGCCGGUACCUUUAUCUCUGCUAUAGUCCUCGGACUCGUUCUUUACCUCUGGACGCGUAUCCCGCUGGACGGGCUGAACAUCUCCUUUGUCGAGGCUAUCUCCGUGGGCGCAACCCUCUCGGCGACGGACCCGGUUACCAUUUUGGCAAUUUUCAACUUGUACAAAGUUGAGCCUAAGCUUUACACAAUCAUUUUCGGCGAGUCGAUCCUCAAUGAUGCCAUCGCCAUUGUUUUGUUCGAAACUGCGCAGAAAUAUGCUGAGACCGAUGCGGGAUCGUUGAGCUUCCUGAACCUCUUUGAGGCGGUUGGUCUGUUCUUGCUGGUUUUCUUUGGUAGUAUGUUGGUCGGCAUCAUUGUGGGUAUUGCUACUGCGCUUGGCCUUAAGUAUACCUUGGUGCGCCGCAUGCCGAAGAUUGAGAGCUGCUUGAUUAUUCUUAUCGCUUAUGCCAGCUACUUCUUCUCGAAUGGCGUGCAUUUAUCAGGAAUCGUCUCUCUUCUGUUCUGCGGAAUAACUCUCAAGCAUUACGCCUAUUACAAUAUGUCUCGCCGAACCCAGUUGACGACCAAGUACCUCUUCCAGGUCAUGGCGCAACUUUCGGAGAAUUUCAUCUUCAUUUAUCUGGGUCUAGACUUGUUCGUCGAAUCGGACUUGCAUUUCAAUCCGCUUUUCAUCUUGGUGGCGGUCUUCGGAAUCUGUCUUGCUCGUUACCUUGCCGUGUUCCCGCUUUCCAAGGCAAUCAACUGGUUCAUUCGGUAUAAAGCCCGCCGUCGCGGCAUUGAAGUUGCCGACGAGCUGCCAUUCGCAUAUCAGGCCAUGCUCUUCUGGGCAGGCUUACGUGGUGCUGUCGGUGUUGCGCUAGCUGCUGGUCUCUCCGGCGCCAAUGCCCCAGUGCUGCGAGCCACCGUCCUCGUGGUAGUUGUGUUGACAGUCAUUAUUUUCGGUGGUACAACUGCACGCAUGCUCGAGAUCAUGGGCAUCCGCACCGGUGUAGUGGAGGAACUUGACUCUGACGAUGAAUUUGACAUCGAGGUUGCCCAUGGAGGCACCUACUACAAGCGCUCCGAUACUGCCUUCGGAUAUACCCCGCGACGCACCGACUCUACCAUCCCGCUAGAUGGUAUGGGUAUCGACAAUCCCCAGCGUUCAGGGCUUGCCGAACGAGCCGACAGCUACUCGACGGGCAACAGCCGCCGUCCCAGCCCGCCGCACGGCCACACCCGAAUGUACUCAGCCGCCUAUAGUGCGAAAGAUACGCAGGCGCGGCGUGAUCGCUCGUCAACUGCCACCCUGCUUAAUAACGGCCACGCCAGUGAUGACGAGUUUGGUCUCCCGCCAUCUGGUAAAGCGCGUGAGUCCCAAGUCGCCCAUCCAGACGACUUCGACCUCGAUCUCGAUGGCGUCUCUGAUGAUGAUGAUGACCUGCCCCCAGCUGCAUCUAAUGCUUCUCGUCUCCGCCGAUCUCCAUCAAACCCCCCGCCUGCUCCUCACACCCCAUCUCCCAAUGAAGCCUCUGCAAGUGUCUCUCCUGCCCGACGAGACCAACCACCUGGUCUCAGCGCGCGGGAGGCCCUUCGAGACCUCUGGUCCGGUGGUGCCAGUGGGGAUCACGCUGCGUGGUUCCGGCAGAUUGAUGAGGACUAUAUCAAACCUAAAUUGCUGCUUGAUCAGUCCAACCAUAAGGGUCCUGGCCCCGGCGCUGUCUGA
Messenger RNA from Penicillium malachiteum, 2106 nucleotides. Its product is annotated as bifunctional K:H/Na:H antiporter NHX1. The record is from RefSeq and is a predicted model, not a curated record. NCBI's taxonomy places the organism in Eukaryota, Fungi, Ascomycota, Eurotiomycetes, Eurotiales, Aspergillaceae. Gene Ontology annotation, cellular component: fungal-type vacuole membrane; late endosome; early endosome. Bases 1 to 2106 code for a protein of 701 amino acids. The transcript is spliced from 5 exons. Gene Ontology annotation, biological process: proton transmembrane transport; vacuolar acidification; sodium ion transport. Gene Ontology annotation, molecular function: sodium:proton antiporter activity.